UAUAUGGUACAAAAAAGUAGCAGAUUGAGAUGAGUGCUGCUGCCACUGAAGGACCGCCUGAGGCGAAGAAAUUCCGCAUUGAUCUACCUACUCAGGUUGUUGUUGAGCCUGCUCUUUGCUCGUCUGAGUCUCCGGAUGCGCCCGCCGCCGCCGAGGGACAGUCCCCUGCCGGACCGAGUUCGGCCCGUUCCACAAAUGACUCUGAGAUCUCCUCAGGAUCCGUAGAGAAAGACGAUGAGCCUGAACCUGGAAUGACUGGCAACAUUCUCGAAAUGAUCAGCAAAAGUCUACUCGGCAACGCUUUCAAGUUGGAUGAAGUAUCUCGUCCACCUCGUUUGCCGUCAGUACCGGCAUCGCCCGUUCCGGCACCUAUCCCUGGAGCCGUGGCUGUGGCACAAUCGCCUGCGGCGCAGCUUUUCUCCGAGGAUGACUGGAGUUGGCAUCGUAAUCCUGCAGCGGCGAUACGCUCCGGUGGCACCAACAAGCAGACCCCUGUGUGGAAGUACUUCGUCUACAAUAAGGCCGAGAAUCUAAGCAGGUGUAUAAUCGGUGACUGUACAUAUAGCUUGAAAGGACCACAUACUAGCACACUUGCAUGCCAUUUGAAGAAACAUUCGGCAGAAUAUGCUGAAUUUCAAAAACUGAAGGUGGACUACACUCGUGAGCGUUACGGUGGCCAGCUCCCUUCCUCACCGUCUUCCUCUGCUUCCGGAUCUAAUAAUUCCACAACCAGUAAUAACCCACCCGCCCCUAAACCACAGAAACCAAAGAAGGAAGCGAGAACGGACGUUAGUAACUUCAUGGCUGCUCUACGCGCUGGCACACCGGCGAUCCCUGGCCUGCUCCAGAAUCUGAUGCAGAAUCCGCUUCAAAUGAUGCUCAAUCCACAAAUACCGACCUCUUCGGCUAAUGUGAAUGCUGCACAAGCUGCGAAUCAAGUGCUGCAACAAGCGGCAGGUUUGACUAUCAGCUCGUCUGGGCAAAUCAUGCAGUCGAAGAAGUGGAGAAGAGACGAGCGCCGUCAACGCGAACUGGAACAACGACUGGCGCUGGCUUUGACCACUUCACAUCUAACUUCCGAAGCUCUAGCGAAUCCGCUAUGGAAAGAGCUUAUGGAAGCAGCACAGCCUAAAUUCACCUUGAAUGACGAUCCACAGUAUUUCGAGCAGUUGGUUUCCACCCUCCACCUUCGUCUUCUACAGUCCAUCAGAGCAUUGUUGGCCUCAGCAGUCUGGGUGACAGUGCUCGUCGACUGCAUUCGUCUCCCUCCCGCAUCUGGAAGCGAUGAACCGCUCGUCAGAUUGUGCGUUUCAGCCGCUUUCCCAGCAUUUGUAAAUCAGAAGUAUGAGGUGCAAGUGGUUUUGCUGGCGUUUCGUCCAUUGGUCCAAGCCGACAACACUUCGGAAUCUGUAGCCAUGACCAUUGAUCAGGUCUUAUCAGACUUCGAUCUUCCACAGGAGAAAGUGACGAGGAUUGUUUGCUCGGGGUUGAAACAACUCCUAGAUGAUGACGAUGGUUGCGUCGUUGACAAACAGAUGGAGCCGUUCAGUCAGCGAAUCAUGUCGUGUUUUAUGCGCUUUCUUGAUUCGAACUCGACGAUCGAUGAGUUGCGAAAGAGCGUCUAUCAAAUGAUAUUCGCAUUUGUUACACGACCAGAAUCACUGCAGGCUCUGAACAAGGCUGCAGGAAGGAUAGUGGAACUACCUCUAAGUGAGCCGUUCCCAGUCUUGGCUGAAGCAGUGAUAAACAUCAAACAUGCCAUUGAUGUGGUCGCUUUGGAUGGUGUUACGCCUCAUCUCACUGAUGAACAAUGGAGUCAACUACGUGGUGUUUGCAAUGCUGCGGCACUAUUCCGGCAAUAUGCCAACGGCAUCACCGAAGGCGAAUGUCCAACGGUAGACAGCGUGGUCCCAGCCAUCAAGCAGAUUGUUCAUGCUUUGGACAAGGACUCGAUCGAGCUUGGUGCACUUGCCGCUCAGCUAAAGGACGUCGUUACCGAACGCCUUGCACCGAUCACAGAUGUGAAUCACGAGGAGUUCGAUGGCACCUAUAUCCAAGCUACUGCGCUGAACCCACAGUUGGCUGUACUGCUCAGCGAGCAGCAGCUCUCCUAUGCGAGAUCUGCCAUCGAGCAGGAGCUCCACUCUCGACAGCCACCUGUUUCCUCCUCUCUUGGUGUCGAUGCUCUGCUGGCAUCAGUGCUCACAUCAUCUCCGGAUUCACUUCCCCUCUACUCCGACUUGCUUCAGCACGCGCAGCAGGCUCAGCGACUGCAACAAGAACGCAACUCGCAACCUCUGCGCGAUAGGAUAACCGAAGCCGCGCUCUCAUCGUACUUUGAUGAACUUCUCAGCGGGUCCCCUGCGGAAGCUCUGUUCUCUCCUCUGCGAUCGUUCGGCAACCCGCUUCAGACCCCUUUGGUGUUCUGGCAGGGCUGUAUGCAGCGGUGCCCGACGUUGGCCAGUCUGGCACUGGAGCUGCUCUCGAUUCCGACGACGACGGUGACGGCGGCGUCGUUGCUGUCGCUUCGCGGGGCGUCCCCCUUCCAGAAACCCGACCCGAUCCCGAUCCUGUCUCACUUGGACAAACCAGAGAGACUCGAUCGAAAUCUUUUACUUAGAUUCAACAGGAAUUUUAUACAUAAGGCUUAUUAAGUGGC
Molecule: messenger RNA, 2659 nt
Organism: Cylicocyclus nassatus
Lineage: Eukaryota; Metazoa; Nematoda; Chromadorea; Rhabditida; Strongylidae
Source: the annotation of a GenBank genome assembly